Stylonychia lemnae is the source of this 1887-nucleotide messenger RNA. The record is from the annotation of a GenBank genome assembly. Lineage: Eukaryota; Ciliophora; Spirotrichea; Sporadotrichida; Oxytrichidae.
AUGGCGAGCACAUCGAGCAAUUUUAGACAGUCAAAUAGCCUUCAUAGGUAGUAAUAACUAGAUAUUAUCUCUCAAAGAAGUUAAAAUUUCGCCAAUAUUGAUUAAAAUGAGGAAACAUUGAAAGUAAUGAAGAAGUGUACUCUGAUUAAAAUCAAAGUCAAAUAACUGCUCAAACAAAUCGACGUUGAAAAGGCAGAUGUGGUGAAUGUGCAAGUAUUUUAUGAUAUUUUGAAGUUGCAUAAUGUGGAUUUCAAGGAUGCAGACAAAAGAAUGAUCAGAUAGAGAUUCGUUCAAAGCAUUAAAGGAUAAGAGAAGAUUAAAUAUAAAGAGGUUAUUGCUAACAUCAGUGUGAAUCUUACAACAGCUGGUGAUCCACUCUAGAAUAACUGGAUUCUAAGAAAUUCAGAUAGUGACGCAGCAUCUAUCAAAAGAUUUAUGGAUAGUGAUUACGGAAGUAUAGCAGAUAAUAUGUCGUAAAUAUCAGGCUACUCUAACAUAAUGAGACACUUUAGCCCAAUAGGAGGGUUAAAACAAAGUAUCAAAUUUAAUAAAACUCAUAAUAAUCCUGAGUCUCCUAUAAAAAAGAUUCUACCCAGUGAGAUAUCGCGAAAGUUAUCAUCUCCAGGCAGUCCAAUUUAGCCAGUAAAAUUAUAGAAAAUAACUGAUAAGACUGCUACUUCUAUGCUAAGAGCGAUUUAAGAUGCUGGAGUCGAUAUCAGGAAACUUGAGGUUUUUAGAAAUAGGCUUUUCUUGAAGACAGAGGUGCCUAUAGAAGAGUUUAAGUCAAUUUUGUCAUUCUCAUUAAAUCUACCCCCAAAAAAGUCUAUUAUAGUUGAUGAAUUCAUUGAAGCAAUAUCUUUGAUUUUCCCCGAAACAUAUGGCUAGAGUUUUUUCCUAAAAUAAAUCAUUGAUGACUUUUUUAAUCUUUGCCACUAUUGGCCUCUCUAAGUUAAAAGAGACUCUAAUCAGUCUCAUAAUAUGUAUAAAGUGAUGAACUCAGCUAAAGCCUAGAAUUUUGAAACUUCUCUUGAGAUGUUCAAAAAUCAUAGAACAACAAUAAACAGCGAUAUCUAUAAGUUGUAUGAACUAAUAUGGGUCAAAAUUCAAGAAAAAUAUGAUAAAAUCAAUCAUGCUUAUAAAUUCUUUGCUGGCCUCUCGACUAACAAAAUAUCAUUCAAUGAUUUCGUAAUUGGACUCGAAAAUUUAAGGUUAAAGCUUACAACAAAAGAGAUUAAUGAUGUUUUUAAUAGCUUAGAUUAGGAUAAAGAUGGAUAUAUUAGCUAUUUAGAGUUUUGUAAUAUGGCAGAGGAGAGAAGAAGAGGUAUUGAUCCUUUUCAUAACGAUCAUUAGUAAAAAGCUUAGGAAUUUUUCACUCAAGUAAGGGAAAAGAAAUCUCAAUCUUUGAACCCAAGGGAAACAGUUAGAGAUACAUAAUACUUCAUGAAUCAUCAUCAUAUACCUCACUUAGAAGAUGAUUAAGAAGGUCCAAUAUCUCUUGAAAAAGAUGCAAUGCUUAACUCGUUUAUUCUCCACAAAAAUAAGAAAGAAAGAGAAAUGAGAAGAAAGAUAAACAUUUCUCAGCCAGAUUGCUUUGGAAAAAUCUCUCAUGUAUCAGACAAUAUUGGUGAUGUUAUUGCCCAUAUUUAUACAAAUUGGGAUAGAGAAAAUGAUUAUGGCAAAACUACUCCUACUAAAUAGUUAAUGAAUGCUUCAAGAAGAAUGAAUAGAACAAUUGAAUACGAGUCAGCGCCAUCUGAUUCACCAGCUCUGGAAAAAAAAGGCAACUUAAAGAAGAAAAUAUUCAAAAACUUUCACACUAAAACAAGUCAACUCAGAGAUUAAUUUGUUGAAUCGAAUGGGAAUAAGAAAUAAACCAUUAAAUUAUGA